AUGAAGUUCACCCCAGGUUGCCGCAUGAGACAGCCGCAGCUGCACCCCGCACCGCUUGACCGAGACGUCACACUGGCACAGGGGCCAACGGUGUGGCACACCUCCAUCUCUGGACCGACAUUGUGCGAGCCCCGGAUCUUUGUGUUCGGCCACAUUCCCUGGAACAUCACCGUCGUCAACUCAGCUCCUAUGGACACCUCACAGCCUGACGCACAAGGCAUGGCGUCUAAGCGAGUCACUAAGGCCUGUCACCACUGUCGCCAAAAACGGCUUAAGUGCACCACCGCUCAGUACCCAUGCCCGAACUGUCAGCUAUACGGCGCCGAAUGUGUCUAUCCAACAGGCACGACAGCCUCACGGCGGAGGCGGAAUGGGCCCAGCGGACGACAACGAGCACAUCGGGCGGUGUCCAAUCCACCGGAUUCUCCGACCCCGAGCUCCGUCUUGAACCGCCUCGACCCUACGUUACCAAUUCACCCACAAGAUGCAGACAAUCCAUUGGACGGGAUACUUCCCCAGGAUGUCCCGCCACCGGACGACUUGAUGGACUUCUGGAACGAGACUUUGGACUUGUCAUGCGCAGUUGUGUUUGAAGGGCUGCAACCCUCACCCAAUUCUACAACUAAAGGCCCCGCGUCCCAAGCCUCGCCUUCACAACGUGGUAACCGCGAGGCUGGUGGGAAGGUCUCUGGUGUGGAGUCUCUGGCUGUCGGCGAUAGUCGAGGAGAUUCCAACGAGCGAAUUCUGCCCGGGCUUUUCAUAAGGAAAGACACCGUCAACAGUAAUUUUAUCGGUCUCAACUCCACCGGAGCCACCAUCGCCUUUUGUAUGAGAGAGUCUCUCAAAAGCCCCCCUGGUCUCUUGCGCUCUGUCGGUCUGGAUUUCCUUAUUGAAGCUGGAGUUCAUAUCGACGAAGCCGGGGUCCCUAACAGCGCGGGGACCGAUUUGCAGCAUCUGCCAGAAAAGUCUGUUGCGGGGGCCGCGAUUGAGGUCUUCUUCGAUGCCGUCCACCCGUUGUAUCCAGUAAUCGACAAACCAUCGUUUGGUUCUGCUUGGCCCCAAUUAUACGAGCCACAUUCUACGAACCCGGAUCGCGAUCUGCUCUCGGUUUUCUGCCUGGUCGUGGCUGUCGGCGACCUGAACGCUAAAUCGGCAGUUGAAAAUGCUCCUCAGGCAGGAGGAACAUCUCAGAGCCUCUACCAAAAGAGCUGGGACAUGUUGCACGAUUGUCUUGCCGUACCUAAUGUCAGCACCGUGCAGAUCCUGCUACUACACGUGAGUGAGAAAUCCAUGGCCAUGUAUGUCUUCUUCGCUAAAGUAUCCCAGGUCAUCUUUCACCUGCAGUGUAGCAAGGCAGGCUUUGCUUGGGUCCUCUGUGGACUGGCUAUCCGCGUGGCACAAGCUGUUGGACUACAUCGGCGGAGCCCCGAAGACCUCGACCUGAGCGAAGAAGAUGUAAGGUUGAGGUCUCUGCUUUGGUGGGUCGCGUAUCGUCUGGACGGAGUUUUAUCCAUUACUCAGGGCAGGCCAGCCUCAGUAAACCCUUCGAGUUCCGACAUGGAUUUCACACCAUUGCUCCCGCAUGAGAGCCAUGGACAACCGCAACCUACGACAGCCCUACAUGCAUCCGCAUCGGAUGUCUACGCCUGGAGCUCUAAGCUCUCUCAGAUACAGCACCGUUUCUGCAACUCCACCAAUCAGGCAAGCACCACCGUUUCAAUGCUCACCGAACUCGGGAACAUCGACACGGCACUGCUGUCAUGGUGCCACGAUAUACCGAUGGACUGCCGACCAGGAGAAGAAAUCGUGUCGCCAGGCAACACCGGACAGCUCCUUGUAACUCUCCAUUUGGACUAUUUCAAUAUGGUGCGCUCCGUCCACUGGGCGUCUUUGACCUGUGCUCAUGCAAAGCGCAAUGUGGUCACGUCACAUCCGAACCCCCGCAUUCGAGGGAGCGAGGCCAUAUGUUUGUCCGCAGCCAGGUCUUUCAUAAAAACAUUGAACGACGCCACAACUCGCCCGGAUAACAGCAGGUACAACAUUCUUUGCCCGCAAACCGAUUACCUGAUGGGUGCAAUUUCUGUCCUAUACCGGAACAUCUUCAAAUACCCGCAUCGAAUGUCAGCCAAGGCCGAUGUGGAACACCUCCGCGCCGGGAAGAUCCAUUUUGAGCAGCACGCAAGUUCAGCGGAUAUGAUGACAACGCUUGAUAAGUUGUUCCAAGCGAUGCUAACAUCCGCUGAGAAAGUGACCGCGAAAGAGCCUACACCCGAUGCCAUGUGUACUAUAACAGUAGCAGAGCCUUCGUAG
Diaporthe citri is the source of this 2310-nucleotide messenger RNA. RefSeq lists its product as uncharacterized. NCBI's taxonomy places the organism in Eukaryota, Fungi, Ascomycota, Sordariomycetes, Diaporthales, Diaporthaceae. The record is from RefSeq and is a predicted model, not a curated record. Gene Ontology annotation, biological process: regulation of DNA-templated transcription; DNA-templated transcription. The transcript has 7 exons. Gene Ontology annotation, molecular function: DNA-binding transcription factor activity, RNA polymerase II-specific; DNA binding; zinc ion binding. Bases 1 to 2310 code for a protein of 769 amino acids.